AUGAGAUAACUGGGUUGAGGGUAUAGCUCAGGAGAUAAGAGUGCAAGUUGAACAUGCAUGGAGCUCUGGAUUCGAAUCUCAGCACCACAGAAACACCACCAACAAAAAUAAAUCAGGUGGCGACAGACAAGGUUGCAGAGAAGCUGAGUUCUACUCUCUCAUGGGUGAAGAGCACAGUAUCCCAUACAGUCAGUCAGAUGGCCAGUCAGGUGGCAAGUCCAUCUGCUUCUUUACACACUACUUCCUCAUCUACCACAUUGUCAACACCAGCCCUUUCGCCAUCUUCCCCAUCACAUUUAAGUCCUGACGAUUUAGAACUCCUGGCUAAACUGGAGGAACAAAACAGAUUGUUAGAGACGGAUAGUAAGUCUUUAAGAUCUGUAAAUGGGUCAAGAAGAAACAGUGGCUCCUCUCUUGUAUCAAGUUCAUCAGCUUCCAGCAAUCUCAGCCACCUUGAAGAAGAUUCUUGGAUUCUUUGGGGAAGAAUUGUUAAUGAAUGGGAAGAUGUUCGCAAAAAGAAGGAAAAGCAAGUUAAGGAACUUGUUCGUAAAGGGAUACCCCACCACUUUAGAGCAAUAGUUUGGCAACUUUUAUGCAGUGCACAAAGUAUGCCAAUUAAGGAUCAGUAUUCAGAACUCCUGAAAAUGACCUCACCUUGUGAAAAAUUGAUCAGAAGGGACAUUGCUAGAACUUACCCUGAACAUAAUUUUUUUAAAGAAAAAGAUAGCCUUGGACAGGAGGUUUUAUUUAAUGUAAUGAAGGCAUAUUCUUUAGUGGAUCGUGAGGUUGGUUACUGUCAAGGAAGUGCUUUUAUAGUUGGAUUAUUGCUUAUGCAGAUGCCAGAAGAAGAAGCUUUCUGUGUAUUUGUUAAAUUAAUGCAAGAUUAUAGACUUCGUGAACUUUUUAAACCAAGUAUGGCAGAGUUGGGCCUUUGUAUGUACCAGUUUGAAUGCAUGAUACAGGAACAUCUUCCUGAGCUCUUUGUACAUUUCCAGUCUCAGAGUUUUCAUACCUCAAUGUAUGCAUCAUCCUGGUUUUUAACUGUCUUUCUGACAACAUUUCCACUACCAGUUGCAACAAGGAUAUUUGAUAUCUUUAUGUGUGAGGGUUUAGAAAUAGUGUUUCGAGUAGGAUUUGCACUUCUUCAAAUGAAUCAAGCAGAAUUGAUGCAACUUGACAUGGAAGGGAUGUUACAGCACUUUCAGAAGGUCAUUCCACAUCAGUUUGACAGUGGUCCAGACAAAUUAAUUCUAGCAGCUUACCAAGUCAAAUACAACUCAAAAAAAAUGAAAAAGCUUGAAAAGGAAUACACUACAAUAAAAACUAAAGAAAUGGAAGAGCAAGUUGAAAUUAAAAGGUUACGCACAGAAAACAGACUUUUAAAACAACGCAUUGAAACAUUAGAAAAAGAAAGUGCUUCCUUGGCAGAUAGAUUGAUACAGGGACAAGUGACAAGAGCCCAGGAGGCUGAGGAAAACUACCUCAUAAAACGGGAGUUGGCCACCAUAAAACAACAGAGUGAUGAGGCCAGUGCUAAGCUGGAGCAAGCUGAAAAUACCAUCAGGAAGCUCCAGCACCAACAGCAAUGGCAUAAAUGCAGCUCCAACUACAAUGAAGAUUUUGUGCUACAGCUAGAGAAGGAAUUGGUUCAAGCCCGACUGAGUGAAGCUGAGUCUCAGUGUGCGCUAAAGGAGAUGCAAGAUAAAGUCCUGGAUAUAGAGAAGAGGAACAACUCUUUUCCUGAUGAGAAUAAUGUUGCAAGACUUCAGGAGGAACUCAUUGCUGUGAAACUGAGAGAAGCAGAAGCCAUAAUGGGUUUGAAAGAACUUAGACAGCAAGUUAAGGAUUUGGAAGAACAUUGGCAGCGCCACUUAUCUCGUACAACUGGGAGAUGGAAAGACCCUCCUAAGAAAAAUGCUGUGAAUGAGUUACAAGAUGAACUGAUGACCAUUCGACUUAGAGAAGCUGAAACACAGGCAGAAAUUAGAGAAAUAAAACAAAGGAUGAUGGAAAUGGAAACACAGAACCAAAUCAAUAGUAAUCAUCUUCGAAGAUCUGAACAAGAGGUGACCAAUCUACAGGAAAAAGUGCACUAUCUUUCUGCCCAGAACAAAGGACUGCUUACUCAAUUAAGUGAAGCAAAACGCAAACAAGCCGAGAUUGAAUGCAAGAACAAGGAAGAAGUAAUGGCUGUGAGACUCCGAGAAGCAGAUAGCAUAGCGGCUGUGGCUGAACUACAGCAACACAUUGCUGAGCUUGAAAUCCAGAAAGAAGAAGGAAAGCUUCAAGGACAGCUUAGCAAGUCUGAUUCUAACCAGUACAUUAGGGAACUGAAAGAUCAGAUAGCAGAGCUGAAUCAUGAGCUCAGGUGCUUAAAAGGCCAGAGGAAUUUCUCAGGCCAACCUCCUUUUGAUGGAAUCCACAUUGUCAACCAUUUAAUAGGAGAUGAUGAAUCAUUCCAUUCCUCCGAUGAAGAGUUUAUAGAUAAUUCCUUACAGGAAAGUGGCAUUGGUUUUCCUUUGCACAGAAGAUCUGUCCCAAUGUCUUUGGACCCCACUGUGGCAGAUGGUAGUGAGAGUGAAACAGAAGACAGUGUGCUACAGACCAGAGAGAGCGAUCAAGAGGUUUCGAAGGAGCAGACCCCACGGAGAGAGUCAUAUUCAACCACUGUCUGACCAUCACUGUGACCUGGACUGUGGAUUUCUUUAAGGGAUCAGUUAAGGGAUAUUUGGAACAUACCUGAUUCAUAUGUACAUAUAUUAUGUUUUACAGACUUACCUGCCUUUUAUCUUUGCCAAACCUUCACUACUGAUUUUCCAUUGCCAGAAAGUAGACUGCAACAUGGUUAACAAGUAAAAUAAGUUUCUACCAGUAUUACUGAAUAUUGUUUCUUGUUUAUAAAAUACAACUAUCUAAACGUGGGAGCUGUUUUGAAGUUCAAAACUAUGGAAAAUUUAAUUUUCUCCAGACAAACAACUCUUGUGCAAUAUUUUAUGCUCUGUGAACAAAUUGUAUAUUUAUGUCUAUUAAUUUGUUUUCAAGGUAGUUGUCUAUAGACAUUUGAUCAAGAUAGAUACCUGAUUUUACUUUUUUUGUGUGUUUGGGAGAUAUUUUUUUCACUAAAAUUACUAUUUUAUUAGUGAUCUACUCAAGGUUCUCAAACACAAAGCUUUUUUUCUGUAUGAUUUUAUAAAUACAACUUAACUUAUCUGUUUUGAGAGUUUUAAUUUCUAAUUUUUAUGUGUGUCUAAUGCUUCUGUGUGUAGUUACUGGUCAGAUAGUAGAUUAACUGCGAAUAUAUUAUUUGUACAUAUUUAUAAAUCUGCACCACCCCACACUGAACAUCAUUUUAUCUGAGGAACACAUAUUUGCAAAAUGACUGCUGUGGGCAUUCUAACAGGAUGUCUAAAUAAUAGGUUAAAAUUUUUAAAAAAUCAGACACUAAUAUUUUAAUAGCUUUAAUAUUUUGCUUAGUAUUCAACACUACCAGAUUUAUAACUUGUUCAAAAACACUAUUGGUGAUAUACUUCGUGUAUAUGUAACUAAUACAUUUUUCAUGAUUAAAAAGGUUAUAGUAAGGGCUGGGGAUUUAGCUAGGUGGUUCCGCCGCCUGCCUUGCAAGUGCAAGGACCUGAGUUCGAUCCCUGGUACCAAAAAAAAAAGGUUAUAGCACAUUAAUUAGUGCUAAUAUUAUACUUACUAUAAUUCAAACAGUGGGCUGAGGUCCAAGAUGCACAACAAUUAUAUCUGCAAAUAAUCUACGAACAUUAUCUUCAGAUUGUCUCGUUUCUACCAAAUAAAUAAAGCCAUAAGAAUCCUUUUAAAUUCUUUUGUAUCAUUUAGUCUUUUUUUCUUAGAAAAAACUAAAUGCCUAUUACUGAUAAAUUGGUGGAAAUAACCAAUUAUCCUUAUCCUAUGGAAAGAUGAAAGCAGUGUAUUGACUGGGUACUUUCCACUUUCAUUUUCAUUAGCAGCUUGUGAAAAGAACAGCCAUAGACAAUAAGAGGAAAGUAAGAUUCACUUUGUAUGAAAGUACAGUUUUGCAGAGCAUUAUGUAUGCAACAGCAUGCAUGAAACAGUUAUGAUAGAAUGGAAUAGAAGAGACAAAAGUAGUUUGCUAUCUAAAACCAGAAGUUAAGCCUUAUGCUGCAGUAUGGAUUGUUUUUCCAGCAAAGCCUUUGUAGCUAUUUGUUUGCCUGAUAAAUGAGAUUGAAAACAUGCCUUCUGCGUUUAAAUGCUAGUGGUUGAGUUCUAGUGGUUAAAUUCUACUGGUUAGAUAAUUUACCUGUGGUGAUAAGCUAAUAAUUAGCAGAUUUUAAUCCAGAUCUGUCUGACACCAAAGCUUUUUAAAACGUCUAGCUAAUGAAUUUCUCAUUUCCCUACUGUUCUGACAAUAUGACUUAAAUAAAUUAGUUUGUUUUUGUUUUUUUGUACCAGGGAUCGAACUUGGGAUCUUGCACUUGUGAGGCAGGUGGU
Molecule: messenger RNA, 4476 nt
Organism: Fukomys damarensis (Damara mole-rat)
Lineage: Eukaryota; Metazoa; Chordata; Mammalia; Rodentia; Bathyergidae
Gene: Evi5
Product: ecotropic viral integration site 5
Exons: 20
Coding region: 54-2675 (873 amino acids)
Source: RefSeq, a predicted model, not a curated record